Messenger RNA from Ceratina calcarata, 760 nucleotides. RefSeq lists its product as uncharacterized. NCBI's taxonomy places the organism in Eukaryota, Metazoa, Arthropoda, Insecta, Hymenoptera, Apidae. The transcript has 2 exons. The coding region runs from base 459 to 740 and encodes 93 amino acids. The record is from RefSeq and is a predicted model, not a curated record.
AGUUUGCACUCAAUUCUAACAGAGACCCUCCAUCAAAAGUGACUAUGCUAGCCAAGCACGUAUUGGGACAUGAAGUGAUGGCCUGGAUGCCUUUUUUCGUUAUGUACCGUUACCGUAGGAGAACUUCUGUUCUCUUACGAUCAUGGGCACUGCCACUCAUUUUACUUUGCCCCAUAAUUCACCUGUUCGAUUGUACGUUCUGACCUGUACUUUAUUAACGUCGUAGUUUAACGAGAAUAGGAACCGGACAAGUUUCUCCCGUGGUAACGCGGUGCGUUCAGUUCUCAUCGUUCGCUCUGCGUGGUCAGUUCGAAUCAGUUCGCAUCGCAUCGAUGCAAACGAAUUCCGCUGGAAAAGAAACGGAACGAACGUAACGAAAAAAAGGAGGAACGGCCGACAAUCGCGUAAUACCGUUCGUUCGUAUUCACCGGAAGUGAUUAAAGCAUCGGAAGUGCAAGAUGAGACUCGCGUUUGCCUUGGCCGUAGUCGCUGUUACCUGCAUCGGCAUUGAAUGCGUCGAGAGCAGAGCAAAGAAAACAACACAAUUAUCUUUACAAAGUAAAGAGACGAACGUCGUGAACUUUAUGAGAAUACUGGUGAUGAGGCUCGUAUUUGGAGUCGCAUCGUCAAUGGGACUUGGUGAAAACCUCUCCGAGGUACUUGGAGGAAUUUUUGUACCACCCGGAGUAGACGAUUACUCUGAUUACGGCGAUGACGAAAUAAUACCAGGCUUGUUUUAAUCAAAUUACGUGGUAUUUGU